Molecule: messenger RNA, 3099 nt
Organism: Bursaphelenchus xylophilus (pine wood nematode)
Lineage: Eukaryota; Metazoa; Nematoda; Chromadorea; Rhabditida; Aphelenchoididae
Source: the annotation of a GenBank genome assembly
AUGGGUAAGAAUACAAAGAGGAGUCCGCCUUUCGACAUGGCGCCAAAGUUCCCAUCGGAGUUGGAGCAGAGACUCACGAAUGUGAAGGUAAGCUUUGAAUUUGUUUGAAGCAUAAAUUGAUGUUGAAUUAAAUACAAACAAAAUUCACAUGUUAGACAUCCGCAAAGUUUUACUCCGGUCCAGUAAGAUUAGUAGUCUAAACAGCAAAAAAGAUUAUUUUUCUUUGUAAUUUUUUGCCCGAAAAUAUGAAUAUCAUUUGCAAUAGGGGCGAUACGACGCUUUCAUAACAUAAAACAUCCUUCUUGGAUCAAAAUCCAACAUGGUACGGCCAGAAUAUUUGUAUUGCCUGCCUCGCUACCUUCACUUCACAUUUUUUCUUUUGUUUCCAAAAUCGUUUAUUACUUUGGCUAGCUCUGCAAAGCGAAAAAUUUUUGUAAUCCAGUGUGAAUUCAAUUACACAAUUCACAUGAAAAACUUUGCAAAUCCGUAAAUUCCAAAAUUUGAAAAUCUAUUUCUCACCACGAUUUUAUUCAGAACUCCAUUUUCCGCAUUGUCUACCCCAUCCCGCCUUGGCUGUGUUCCACAAUUUUUGUCUCAUCCCUCGCCCAUCAGCUCAUCAAAACACAACCCGCAUCUCUAUUCUCCCUUGACACACUCCAUUCCCUCUACAUUUCCACUGUUUCAACGUUGGCUCCGGUAGUGCUCGCCAAACUCUAUUUAUACGGAUUUGUCUUCCGCUACAAGGCCUGGCUCUUUGAGAAUCCAAAGAAGCCAUCGUUGUUCACAAAAAUAUGGGGCUUCAGUUUCCACCUUCUUAAAAAGCUGAAUCCUCCGAAAUUGAAUACUUGCAAUCAUUUGUUGCCAAAACAACCGGUUCCAGAGUUGCGGAAUACCGUCAACGGAUAUUUGGAGUCCAUCAAACCGAUCGUGGACAAGGUAAAUUUGAGUUUUGGAUAGUCUGACAAGUAUUAAUGCAACGAUGAUUAAACAAAGACACUUUUCAGUCGGAAUACGAUGAGAUCAAGGCCAAGGCUGACUAUUUCCUGGCCAAGGAAGGUCCACACCUACAAAAUUACGCAAAUUUCUUGAGUUGGACUCGACGAAAUUAUAUCAGCGAGUUCUGGGAGAAAUAUGUCUACCUGGCCAACAGGGAGCCCCUCUCGAUCAACAGCAGUGUCGGCUAUGGAGAUGGUCAACGGCCCAAGAAGUGCAGCAUGGCCAGAAGGGGAGCUCAUCAUGUACGCCAUCAAAAUCUCCGUAUUUUACAUUAAAAUUCAUUUUAGCUUCACCUCUUGAUUCUAAAUGUGAUUGCCAUUCAUAAGGAGCAAAUCAGACCGACUGCUGACGGCUUGUGCUACACCGAAUGGCACAAUAGAAUAUUUACGUACAACAGAGUCCCUGGCAAACAUGUUGAUAGAUUCCUGGAUCACGGACUUACACGACAUGUCAUAAUUUUGUAUAAUGGAUGCAUGUACAAGGUGGAUGUGUUCGACCCCAAAACAAACAAAGUUUACACCGUCGCCGAACUUGAGGCGUAAGUUUGAGGGACAACAUGGAAAAAAACAAGACAUUUGAUAAAUUUUAUAAAGAACUAAGAUUCGUAUUUUAGGAUUUUCGAAGACAUUAUUGCCCGAAACGACGUCCCAUCUGAAGUAGAAAGCAAAGUGACUUCAUUGACCCAUGAUUAUCGCGAUAAAUGGGCCGAGAAUCGAGAACGGUUCUUCUUGAAGGACCCAGCCAACUAUGAGUGUCUGCGAGAUGCUGAGACGGCGUUAUUAUCCAUGACUCUGGAUCCAACUGAAUAUGGAGACGUCGACGAUGAUCCUGAUGCCACGAGCGAGUACAUGAAAGUAAGAAACUUCAUUUAUACUGCCUUUAGUAAAUAGAAAAUUUGACGUCAAAGGGUGUAGCGAAUUCCUCAAAAUAACCAACGUUUAUCCCAAUAUUUCAGGUUAUGACCUGUGGCAAGGGCAAUGACCGCUGGAUGGACAAGCCCUUCAACUAUCACGUUACUGGCUGUGGCCGGCUUGGAGGAACGUUAGAGCAUGCUGUAUGCGAUGGCGCUGAAUACAGGACAGUUUGUGAAAACAUCCUCCAUUGCGAAGGGGAAUAUCUUUUCAAAGACGACGCCAAAUUUCCUGAAUACAAAAAGCAUACGAUAAAAUAUGCGGAAAGGAUGAAGGUCAAAGAGUUGCCAGGCAUGCUUGAAGAAGUGAAUCGAUGUUAUGACAUGACUGUAGAACGGACAAAAGAUAUGGAUUUGGCUUCUAUUUUGUUCAGGGACUUUGGGAAGGAGCAGAUUAAAAAGCUCAAGUGCAGUCCCGACGGGUUUAUGCAAAUGGCCAUUCAGGUGAGUAAAGUGAAAUACGACUCAACUUUUACUGUCAAAAUGUAAAAUACGACUUUUCUAAUUUCAGCUAGCCUACUAUCGAGCUCACCAAAAAUUUGUCCCAACCUACGAAGCAGCUUCCUCUCAUUUCUUCGAUUACUCUCGAACAGAGACUCUCCGUACGGUGGGCACCGAGUCCUGUGACUUUGUGGAAGCAGUGAUCAACAAUGAAGAUAUCUGCGAACGAAAGAAGAAGCUCGUGGCCGCGUGUGAAGCUCACACCAUGAAAAACAAGCGGAUUAUGGUGGGAAAGGGAGUGGACCGACAUCUGUUUGUGCUGUAUGUGUUGAGCAAAUACAAGGGGAUGACCUCGGACUUCUUGGAGACAUAUAUCGGACAGAAAUGGACAUUGAGUACUACUCAGGUGAGCAAUGCGGUUGACAGGUUCUGUAGAGCUUUUUGAGAAACUUUAGAGGCCUUCAGUUGUCUCACAAGUACUUCAAUCCAUCAAUAUUUGAAUUUUUCAGCCGCCAAAUGUUACCGGACUUUGCCGGGAAGAUACUGUUCCAGUCGAGUCCUGGAUGGGUGGAGCCUUUGGCGCGGUGGACAAAAAUGGCUACGGAAUUGUCUACAAGUUCUUGGGCAGCCACUCAAUCGGUCUUCAUGUCUCAUCUUAUCACUCAAGCCCAUCGACGGACUCAAAAAUGAUGAGGACUCUGAUUUUGGACGCGCUCAAAGAAAUGGUCGGGUAUUUCGGCGAAUCGCAGUGA